CUUGUCUUUUUCACCCCCCUCUUACAAAUUCCAUCUCAUCUCGCGCUUUCACUUCAGAGCCCUCAUUGCUAGACUUUAGGCCCGCCUUCUACAUUCAAGCACAGAAACACGACAGAAUGUCGAUCGAUCAUUCUCACACCGCCUUUAUCAUGGUUGACUCCCAAGCCGGAGCGCUCGACAAUCCCUUCUGGGGUACCGCGCGCAGCAACCCUUCCUACGAAGCUAAUAUCAUCAAGCUCCUCAAAGCCUUUCGCUCCCUUCAAGGCGAGGACGGACCUCGCAUCCUCCACGGCCCUGCCGGCCCUCACAUCGUGCACGUGUACCAUCGCUCCUUGAACCCAGCCUCACCGCUGCACUCCACUUCCCCAGGGAUGUCGUUCCACGAUAUCUCUCAUCCAGCAGCCCAUGAAACAGUCUUCCCAAAGACGACGAACUCCGCAUUCCAGGGGAGCGAUCUGGGUGAGUAUUUGAGGGCUAAGAAGUGUUGGAAGAUCUAUUUUGCUGGGUUGAGCGUCGAUCUUUGCUUGGGGACGACGGUGAGACAUGCGAGUGAUUUGGAUGUCGGCAAGCAUGUUGAUGAGAAGGGGGAGACUGUUCCGGGCCAGCUGAUGUUGAUUGAGGAUGCGACUGCGGCUUGGGCAAAGCAUGGGGGAAAGUACGAUGCUGACACCGUGCACGGUGUUUCUGUGGAGAGUUUGAAAGGGGAAUUUUGCAGGGUUGUUACGACGGAGGAGGUGUUAAAGGAAUUAGGGAUUCAUGAGGGGGAGGUUUUGGAGAUGUAGUGUUGUCAGGGGUUGAACGUUUCAAGAGGUAUUAGAGUUAUCAAAGUUAGGCCUUUCUUAAGCCAUGUCGUUUUUACAUGAGCCUAUCGUAGUCAGCUCCUAGAUAUUGUUAUCUUCUUAUUUUGGAAUUAGCCCGAAUAUUUUUGGGAACCAAUCUGGUUGUCUUCUGUACCUUUUCAACCCCGGUGGUUUUUUUUGUCUUCGGAGAAGACUGCA
This is a messenger RNA of Hyaloscypha bicolor E, 998 nucleotides long. Its product is annotated as putative isochorismatase family hydrolase. Bases 117 to 782 code for a protein of 221 amino acids. The record is from RefSeq and is a predicted model, not a curated record. Lineage: Eukaryota; Fungi; Ascomycota; Leotiomycetes; Helotiales; Hyaloscyphaceae. The transcript has a single exon.